Xenia sp. Carnegie-2017 is the source of this 6695-nucleotide messenger RNA. Its product is annotated as phosphatidylinositol 4-kinase alpha-like. Gene Ontology annotation, biological process: phosphatidylinositol phosphate biosynthetic process; phosphatidylinositol-mediated signaling. The record is from RefSeq and is a predicted model, not a curated record. Gene Ontology annotation, molecular function: 1-phosphatidylinositol 4-kinase activity. Gene Ontology annotation, cellular component: plasma membrane; cytoplasm. Lineage: Eukaryota; Metazoa; Cnidaria; Anthozoa; Malacalcyonacea; Xeniidae.
UCAAUCAACAUGGCAGAAUUCUUAUGUUUACCAACCACAUCUAGUCUUGGUUGUUUGGCAAGGUCUCUCGGAGGUCUAAACCCUGUGCCUUGGGAGAAGGUCAGAAAAUUGGCACGUCUUUAUCCUAAAGUGUCAGCAAAUGCAUCAUCAACGACUGUCAUACUUGAAAAGCGACAAUUGGAUGCAGUUCUGGCUGUUCAAAUAUUUCUUAUUGAAUCAAAACUUCAACAUAAAGAUAGGAUACUACCUUUACUCUUAAAUCUUUUGAAGUCUUUACCUUCAAUAAAGUUUAAUGAAGCAAGUGAAUUGGGAAGAAUUUCUAAAGGUUGUCUUGCUGAAGAAUUCUCCUAUCAUUUUGUAUUGCUACUUCUGAAGAUAGCAAGUUUGGAAGGCCCAAAUGGAUCCAAUGAUAUUAUAUUGGCACUUAUACAUUUAUUCAAAGAGCUUAUUCAAACAUGUUGUGAUAUUGAAGACAAAACAGAUGUUGAAAAAGCACAUAUUUGCAAGGCUGCAAUUCCAAUUCUUCUUGGCGUAUGUCAAGCCAUAUCUUCAAAUGCAACAAACAUAGUACUUUCCAACUCUCAACUUCUAUGUCACAAGCAAUACAAAAAAAAUAUCUUGCAUUCAAAAAUUGAUUGGGCAAAAGAUGCAAAAUUAACUGGCGAUGAAAAUGAUGGAGUUUCUGAAACAGCGAAUAAUGUAUUUUUCACAAUUGUGUCACCAAGUCAACUGGAGACGAUAUUCAAAGACAUCGAAAAACUGCUUUUAUCAGUCAGUCUUGUUGAACUGGAUAAAAUCCUCGCUGAGUUAAAUCAGAUUGACAAUCUGCCAGAAAAAUUUCCUUAUCAUCACUAUCCAAAAGUUAUUAAGGAUGCCUUGGUGACAAUGUUAAAGGAUAUUUGCGUUAACGGAAAUGAUUUACCUGAAGAGACAACACAACGCAUACAACACUUCAUCAAGAAACUUUUCAUCAAAGAGAGGGGUGCUAUUCAGAAAAGCAAACACUCAAGGCAUGAUUUACAAUGUAGAUUUCAUAUCCUGUCUUCGUGUGUUGAUCUUUUGGUGUGGUCAGCCGGCGAUGAUUCUGAUUUUGACGAACUUAUGGAACCUCUUGUGGAUUAUCUUAAUUCCAACACAUCGUUUGGUCUUCUUCAGACGGACCCUAGUUUGAUUGUUAGCUGUUUGAACAGCAUUGGAAAAUUGGCGUGCAAGUUUAAAAAUCGUGCGAGUGUUGCAUUGGAUUGCUACCGUCAUUUCUUUCUCGCUCCUUCUCUCCUCCUUUUGAAGUUAUACCAACCAAAACGUAAAUCAAAAUCGCCUAUGGUGACCGUUUCAGACACUACUUCCGGUACCGUUACUGCUGUCCAACCUAAAGCAGUUGUUGAAGAACCAGUUGAAAAAAUGGGAUUCAAACAUGUUCAGGAAACUACCCUGGCUAAUAUUUGCAAAGUUCUCGGUGUAAUCGUAAGAACUGACCCAAAAUUCACCGAGGAAUUCGUGGGUUUAGUUCUCAAUCGUCUUUACACGACAAGUACCGAUGAUCAAAUCAAAGAACUGAAACAUUCGAACGUCAUCAAAAUUGUUGGUGCUGUUGGUCUUCAUCUUAAAGAUUAUCCUGGUAUCCUCGAGAAAGUCAGAGAUGGACUCUUGCAAAAAUUUGGUUCGCCACCAUCAUCGUUGGAUUUUGUGAUCGUCGAGCAGUUGAUGAAUAUUGCUUUAAUCGAGAAGGAUGAAGUGUAUAAAAAUAUACUGGACAUGUUCAUCAAAAUUGUUACAAGCUCUGGGACAUCAGCUUAUUCCAGUGGACCGUCUUCAAAGGAUGAGAAAACUGAAGCAUUCAGACAUUGCUCAAAAUCUGUUAUUAAUGCCCUGGAAGAGAUUGCAGCUCGUUUGCAAAGACAAGAUUUGUUACAAGAUCUUCUGGUCAGUCUUCUGGAGCUCUUUGUUCAGAUGGGAUUGGAAAGUCGACGAGCCACACAGAAGGCUUCCUUUCUUAAGGCCUCAUCAAGCGCAGGAAAUCUUGGUGUCUUGAUUCCCGCAAUCGCGACUACAGUGUCUCGUCUUCCACCAAUCACAGAUCCCAAACCACGUCUUCAUAAACUUUUCCGCGAUUUUUGGCUCUACUGCGUUGUGUUUGGCUUUGGAGUCCAAGGCUCUAGCUCUUGGCCAAUUCACUGGUACACUGGCGUCUGUCAGGUGGCUGACAGAUCUCCACUUUUACUGGGUGAAGAGCAUUUGAGAUCGGAAUUAUUGUAUAACAGAGCUUUGAAAAGUGACGCAAUGGAUCCGUCCGAAGUGAACGAUGUUCGAACUUCAGUGCUUGACGUCGUCGGCAACAAUGAAAUUUCAGUAAUAGUGAACAAGUUAAAUUUUGGUCAAUGUACUCACCUGCUGUCGGUGUACAGGCUUGAGUCUUUACGUGUGGCUAAUGACACGAGAUCAUUCAAUAAUGUUUUCACAUAUUUGGAAAACAAACCAUUACUGAAAGAUAAAGCAGAAAUGUGGAAAUGUGUAGCCGUGAUAGCAGAUAGAGUUUUUGAACUUUUCUUAAGUGCUCUUAGUGACAAGCCAAAAACCGAUGAUCGAGAAAGGGAACUCGAAAGUCAUGCGCAGUUUUUCCUGGUGAAAUUCAACCAUUUAUCGUCUCGAAUACAACGCAUUGCUGAUAAAUAUUUGUCAUUGCUUGUUGAUAAAUUCCCUCAUUUACUGUGGAAUGGCACCGUUUUACACACUAUGUUAGAUAUUUUGCAAGUGCUUGCUCAAGCUUUGGAACUUAAGCACGAUAAUCAUCAACGUGUUGACCUGCAUGUUCGUGAUAUCCCGUAUGUUCUUACUGUAUCAGAUGUUGCUGAGGGACGACAGAGGACCGUUAGUGAUUUUGCUGCCAGGUGUACUGGCAUCCUUAAAGAAGCCAUAAAAUGGGCACCGUUAACUACGAAAUCACUUUUGCAAGAAUAUCUGGUGAAAGUGGAGCAUAUGCAAACCACUGUUCUGCAGCAUACUGGAAUUGCUUUAGUCACCGAAAGUUCUGUUACGAUGCCAUCUUUAAACCACAAUACAGCCAUGUCGAGCUCCGCCGUGAAAUCUAAACUGCCUUCGUGUGUGACGGAUGAUAACGCUCAGUUUACAGCAAACCUCACAAUUAGAAGCAGAUAUCUUGGUGAGAUCAAUGGCAUGCUGGAUAUGGCAAACCUCCUUAAUGGCACUUCCAUAAACGAAGCAUCGUCGAGGCUAUCAGCUGCUAUUGUGGCUCAGUUGCAGAAGAUUGUGGCGGAUGACAAAUCGUAUGAGACCGUGCUAUUUAGAGCAGCGGCUUUACUCAUUCAAACACAAGAUCUUGAUUGUGAACUUCUUCGAAUCAUCUGUUGGUCACCUGCUCGAAUUUUCACACGUCUGUCGUUAGAAAGUGCUGUUGUAUGCUGGGAAUGGAUAUCUGCCGCUAGACCUGAUAUUGAACUUCCGUUUCUUUGUGAACUAUCUUCGGCGUGGCAAUGGACUGUUGACUGUCGUAAAGGCCUAUUUAGUGUUGACAGACGUCGUACCAGUCCCCUCUCACGGUGUGAUGACGCUGACGAUGAACUGUAUGUACCAAACGUAGUUCCUCAUGAAUUAUGGAUAGAGUUCCUCGUUCAACGCUUUGAAGUCGUCAAAUACUCUAACUCGGAUAAAAUAAAUGUCUUCCUUAUGUUGCUGCUUCGUUCCUUCCCAUUGCUGGUAACAAAAGCAAAUGUACUCUCUCGUCAUUCGUGUGCAUUAAAUGCUCGCUUCAAACUACUUUUAUUGGGAAUAAAUAUGCUGCAAGACGACAUUUUACCCAAUUUGACGAUCAAGAACAUACUAAGAGAACGAAUUUAUACCACUGCUCUGGAUUAUUUCAGUGUUGCUUUGGAGUGUCCUCAACGAAGUGGUACAGAUCUUCGUGCAGACAUCACAACGUUGAUAAAGUUUUGGCUAGCCAUAUUUCAAGAGAAGAAAUCGUUGAUGGCACUUUUGAACGUCCAGUCCAAACAACGAUCAGUGUCAAUGUCAUCCGAUAACAUGGCCGUAUAUUCUCAAAAAUGGAUGAACACCCUUCCUGUAUCUACGUCGUCAGUACACAAAUACUCAAGUCGAAAUUCGACUGAAGCAAUGUCAGUUGACCAGCGCCUUAACACCGUCGAAUCUCACGUGAAAAACUUAAUACGCAGGCGCAGUCUUAUAUUGGCGUUAAUAAAGCGUGCGAUUGAGUUCUUGUCGACUUGGCAUAAUACAUCUGCUGAUGCCAAUCUAACAUUUCCUGGAGAGGAACAGCUUACGAAAUGGUCAUCACAAACCACGUUUAAUGAAAAGGUCUGGCGAGAUAUUGUCAGACUUGCUUGGCAAACUUCUCCAUCUUUGGCUGUGCAUUUAUGUACCAGAUUCAAAGAGAAUACGACAGUACAAAAAGAAGUUGCAACUUUGGUGAAACGACAUCCUUCAGCUGUUAUUCACAUUCCUGAAGCAGUUAAUUUUCUAGUUACGUUCGAAAACAUUAAAAAAAAUAUUCCAGAGCUCUCCGCCAUUUUAUGUUGGUCACCUGUUACACCAGUCACCGCAUUGAGUUACUUCUCGUGCCUAUACCCUGCACAUCCCCUGACAGCUCAAUAUGCCACUCGUGUACUACGAUCGUUCCCUCCUGACUCGAUCAUAUUCUAUAUCCCACAGCUUGUUCAGGCUACGCGAUAUGAUGAUUUGGGUUAUGUAUCACAGUAUAUACUGUGGGCAGCUAGCAAGUCGCAACUUAUUGCUCAUCAAUUGCUUUGGAACAUGAAGACAAAUAUUUUCACUGAUGAAGAAGGAAAGAUUAGAGAUCCAGGUGUAGCUGAUCGUUUAGAUGAUAUAAUGUCGAGGAUCAAGGAGAGUUUAUCGGGAAGUGCCUUGGAAUUUUAUGAACGUGAAUUUCGUUUUUUUGCCAAAGUUACUGGAAUAUCAGGUGAAAUAAAGCCCAUUCCUAAGCCACAGCGUAAACAGGCAUGUUUGGAAGCUUUGAGAAAAAUCAAGGUUGAAUCUGGCGUUUAUCUGCCAAGUAAUCCCGAGUGUCUGAUACUUGAUAUAGACUACACUUCAGGGACACCCAUGCAAAGUGCAGCCAAAGCGCCAUUUUUAGCAAAAUUUAAAGUAAAAAGAUGUGGCAUUGAAGAAAUGGAACGCAUGAACGUUGGAAAAUCAAACUCCUUGCGUGGUCACAUUCCCACUGCUGAGCAUGCUUGUGUUACACGAACCGUCAGUCGUCAAAGUGACAAUAAAGUAUUUUGGCAAGGGGCCAUAUUUAAAGUUGGUGACGAUGUUCGACAGGAUAUGUUGGCCCUUCAAGUAAUUUCAUUAUUUAAGAAGAUAUUUGAAGAUGCAGGUCUGGAUCUAUUUCUGAUGCCUUAUCGAGUAAUUGCGACCGCGCCUGGUUGUGGUGUAAUAGAGUGCGUGCCUAACGCUAAGUCACGUGACCAACUUGGACGUCAGACUGAAGUUGAUUUGUUGGAGUAUUUUAUCCAAACGUAUGGCGAGGAAAACACGGAAAGAUUUCAAAAGGCACGCACUAAUUUCAUAAAAAGUAUGGCUGCUUAUUCAAUAGUGAGCUUUCUUCUUCAAAUAAAAGAUCGUCACAAUGGAAAUAUUAUGAUUGAUGAUGAAGGUCAUGUUAUCCAUAUUGAUUUUGGCUUCAUGUUUGAGUCAUCUCCCGGUGGAAAUCUUGGCUUUGAACCGGACAUGAAGCUUACACGUGAAAUGGCUAUGAUAAUGGGUAAAACAGUGGAAUCCCAUUCAUUCAGAUGGUUUACUGAACUUUGUGUAAGAGCAUACCUUGCUGUAAGGCCUUAUCAGGAAGAAAUUUGUGCUUUAGUUGCAUUGAUGCUCGACACAGGACUACCUUGUUUUAGAGGAGAAACAUUAAAAAGAUUAAGAGCUCGUUUUUCUCCAUUUCAAACUGAGAGGGAUGCGGCAAAUUACAUGCUGAAAGUCAUAAGUGAUUCAUAUCUUAAUCCGAGGACCAAACUGUAUGACAUGAUUCAGUUAGCACAAAAUAAGAUUCCUUAUUGAAUCGUUUUGGUCAUGUCGAUGUGAGUUUCAUUCAACAGACAAAUGGUUGGAGUUUGGAUGAGAUAAUUUUUCUCCAAAACUCUACAUAAAGGUUGCUGACGUGUUGGUAAGUAUAAGUGUUUUCUUAUGGUGCGUAUUUGACAAACUACUGCGAUGUCUUCAAAAGACGCGCUUGUUGGUUAACACUUUAGCAUGGAAAUUUUGUGACCAACAAGUUGGAUCAAUUGGGAAAAAGACGUUUGAAAUUUUGUGUUUUUCUCUGUAUCCAUCUGAACGAGUCUAAUUAAUAAGUAGACUAAAAAGAAGUAGUAGAGAAAGUAGGAAUGUUUUUAGCUGGUUGAAAAUCAUGCAAGAACAAGUCUGUUUGCGUUGAUUGCUCUCACUUAUUAUUAAUGACAUGAACAAAUAGAAAAAUAUGCUGAAAUAAUUUAAUAACACAUUGCGAUAAAAUAAGAAAUAAAUAUAUGUGGUAAAAAAACAUUGAAAAUGUUUUCAUGCAGUACAUGCAUCAACAUUAUUAUACCGUAGUGAAUCCGAACUCAAAUAUUUCACUAUGUGGAAAAAAAUAAGCUUUGUUUUGCAUGCAUAAAUAAAAAUAAAGUAUAAUUCCCCUAUAUAAAUAAAACAAAAUCCCGCGUGCAAAA